AUGACGAAAGAGAGCAAUGAUAGUAACCAGCCCUUGAUUGAACCUGAAACUAAAGACAGGGAAGGAUCCGUGCCGGAAGCAAAUAAUGAAAAUCAAAAUAAAGAUAUAUUGUUAGCAUCCUUGAUUGAAAAAAAGCUUGAGCAGGCAUCUAAUCCAUUUUCAGUUGAUCGUUGCAUAUAUCGAAUCCCUGACUUGCUACGCAAGCAUAAUGAAAAAGCUUUUGUUCCGUUCUUGGUUUCAAUUGGGCCCUUUCACCGUGGAAAGGAAAACCUUAAAACUAUGGAAGAAGUUAAGCGAAGUUACUCGCGUUGCCUCCUUGACCUUGACCGAAAACCUCCUCCAGAGCCCAAUCUGGAGUAUCUUGUCACAGCCAUCAGAACUAUUGAGCAAGCUUGUCGCAAUUGUUAUCCAGAAAAUAUUGGUAUGACUACUGACGAAUUUAUCAAAAUGAUGGUGAUUGAUGGUUGCUUUAUUCUUGAAUUCUGCAACAGAUUCGCAAGAUAUGCUGGUGUGGUUUCUGCAGACAGCGAAGAUCGUCUAUUUUCUACAUCAUGGAUGCGUUGGGCAGUUUUGAAUGACUUGGUUCUACUGGAAAAUCAAAUUCCUUGGAUAGCUCUUGAAUGUUUAUUUUCCCGCACAAGCAAAUUAGAAAAGCCUGACUUAUCUGAGCUUAUUCAAAAUACAUUCAAUGCAUACACCAGGGGACUGCCCCCAAAGCCUAGUGAUGAAAAUUUGAAAUAUAGGCAUGUACUUGACUUCAUAAGAAACUCUUUACUUGGAUCAUACGGGAGAAGCCAGUCAAACGCAAGCUCAGAAGAAUCCCACAUGAUACCCUCUGUAACAGAGCUUCGUCUUGCUGGAGUCAAAUUUAGAUACCGAAAUGGAGGUGAUAAAAUGCUUAAAAUAACUUUCAAAAAUGGAGUGAUGAAAAUUCCAUCAAUUUCAGUGCUCGAGGAGAACAAAGAAUCUCUGUUGGGAAACCUCAUUGCCUAUGAACAAUGUCAGCAUGGCUUAGGAUAUCAAAUUACCUCUUAUGUUUUGCUCUUGGAUAACCUUCUCAAAUCUAGAAAAGAUGUAGAGUUUCUGGCUGAGAAAAAAAUCUUAGAAAAGGUUUGGAGCAGUAAGGAGGUGGCCGGUUUCUUCAGUAGGGUUUACAUUAACACUAGACUCUACAAAUACUCUUACCCAGAAGUCCAGGAGGAGGUGAACGCAUAUCUUGCCAGUCCCUGGCACAAAUGGAAAAUGAUUCUUAGACGGGAUUAUCUCAAGAAUCCUUGCUCUAGCUCGUAA
Messenger RNA from Prunus avium (sweet cherry), 1290 nucleotides. RefSeq names its product UPF0481 protein At3g47200-like. The record is from RefSeq and is a predicted model, not a curated record. NCBI's taxonomy places the organism in Eukaryota, Viridiplantae, Streptophyta, Magnoliopsida, Rosales, Rosaceae.